This is a messenger RNA of Grosmannia clavigera kw1407, 348 nucleotides long. Its product is annotated as f1f0 ATP synthase assembly protein. The record is from RefSeq and is a predicted model, not a curated record. The coding region runs from base 1 to 348 and encodes 115 amino acids. Gene Ontology annotation, biological process: mitochondrial proton-transporting ATP synthase complex assembly. The transcript has a single exon. Gene Ontology annotation, cellular component: mitochondrial inner membrane. Lineage: Eukaryota; Fungi; Ascomycota; Sordariomycetes; Ophiostomatales; Ophiostomataceae.
AUGCGCGCAUGGCGAGUACGGCGAUUCAGCGGAUCGCAGCGUCGGCGCAUCGAGCCGCGCGACUGGGAAAAGUACCUGCUGGUGACGCGCGGCAUCUCGGAUGAGAUCCGCGAGAGCAUUGGCCUGCUUAACAGCAAGGUCGGCUAUGUCUACCUCGUCGACCGACAUUGCCGUAUCCGAUGGGCUGGCAGUGGUGGCAGCCAGCCGGAUGAGUGUCAGAGCCUGGUUCGUGGCAUCCGCUGGCUAUUGGCCGAAGCCAAGAACGAAGAUCAGCUUCUACAGCAGCAGAGACAAAAGCCAGUCCCUAGCGAAUCGCAGGGGCAGCUAGCUCGCUGCGCUGCAGCUUGA